UAUAGACAACUUCUUCUUCUUACAGAGUCAAAAUCAAAUCGAGAAUUGGUUGUAGGAAAAUCAACAUCACCACCAUAUCGUUCUUCCGCCAUAUUAAAUAUCUUCUACCAUCUCCAACUGCCAUUGACAGCUAUUCUCCACCUCUCUCCUUCUUCUCUUCUCUUCCCAGAAAGAGUAAAGAAACAAACUUUCAAACCUCAGCGACUCAAAAAUGGGUUCUUCUCCUUCCAAAACCGCUUCUUCUACGACAAUGAGUUCACCUUCUCCGGCGAUCCACAGAGCUUUCUCUUUCCCGACGCCGCUGGUUCACCACCCUCCGGCAAGAAAAGGCGACACUCACCACCUCGUCUCCCUCACCUCCACCUCCUACGGUUCUCUCCUCCUCAUCGACCUCCACGAACCCAAAACCGCCUCCGAUCGUAUCUCAAUCUCCGGUCCAGACCCGGUCUCACUCGACUCGUUCUCUCCUGACUCAGUCAUCAACACGUGGGAGCUUAUGGACGGCUUAGACGACGACGAGGAGUUCGAGUUCGAAAGCCCUAAACUCGGUAAGCCUAUCUCCAGCCUAGAUUCGGAUCUUUACCCUAAACCCGACCCGGAUCGGAUUGUGUCGGCUUUGAAAUUAGACGAGUCUUACGAGUUCGCAUUCGAAAGCCCUAAGCUUUGUAAGCCUAUCUCAAGUUUAGAUUCGGAUCUUUUCCCUAAACCCGACCCGGAUCCGAAUGUGUCGGCUUUGAAACUAGACGAGUCUUACGAAGUCGUGAGAGUCGAACAAGAAGUAGAAGAUGGUUGGGUCCCACUAUCUUAUAAACCAAAGCAACCUCUUUGGAAGCAUUUGUCUGAAGAAUCUUUCUUGUCUGGUUUAGAUCCUAUCAUUGUCUCUUCUUACAAGAAAGCUUUGCCCGCUAGUGCACUGAGUACUACACAGGCCAAAGCAGAAGACAAGAUUGUACUCUACUUCACAACCCUCAGAGGGAUUCGAAAGACUUACGAGGACUGCUGUUGCGUUAGAACGAUAUUAAAAGGGUUUCAAGUGACUGUAGACGAGCGUGACAUCUCAAUGGAUUCUAAAUACAGGAAAGAGCUUCAAAGCACGCUCGGGGAUGCGGAGAAACCGGUUUGUUUGCCUCAGGUGUUUAUCGGGGAUACCCACAUUGGUGGAGUCGAGGAGGUUAUGAAGCUAAACGAUAGCGGCGAGUUAGCUGAGAUGUUGAAAGGCUUCUCUGUUUGUGAAUGCUUGGGGACAUGCAGGAGCUGUGGUGAUGCAAGGUUUGUGCCUUGUAACAACUGUGAUGGUAGUACUAAAGUGUUUGAGGAGGAAGACGAAAUGUUCAAGCGGUGUUCGAAGUGCAAUGAGAAUGGAUUGGUGCGUUGUCUUGAGUGUUGUAUCUAAGUAAAGUGUGGGUGUAAGGGGGUUUAGAGUGAUUGUAUGAAUUGUGAGAGGUGAACAAGUCUUAUUGGUAUUGGGUUUAGUAUUUGUAUAUUACAAUAAGAAAUGGCUUCAAGGCAAGCUAAUUAUUACUAAGAUGUUAUUGGUUUCCCAAUUA
This is a messenger RNA of Brassica napus (rape), 1547 nucleotides long. RefSeq lists its product as uncharacterized. Lineage: Eukaryota; Viridiplantae; Streptophyta; Magnoliopsida; Brassicales; Brassicaceae. Bases 212 to 1393 code for a protein of 393 amino acids. The transcript has a single exon. The record is from RefSeq and is a predicted model, not a curated record.